AUGGAGGAGAUUGAGGAGGUAUGGAGUAGACUGCGGCUCAGUGAGGAAGAAAACACUCCGAUCGUAGUGAUUGAAGGACAGAAGGUUAGUGAUCGACGAAGGGGGGAACGGAGUUUAGUGGGGAAAAUAUGUACGAUAAGGAGAAUCGGGAAGCAGACAGUGAAAGGUUUAAUGGAGAAGAUCUGGAAGGUUAGUUUACCUUUGGACUUUGAAGAAAUUAGCCUGAAUUGUUUUGUUAUUACAUUUGCAAGCUCAAGGGAUAAAACGAGAGUUUUAGAGGGCUGUCCUUGGCUCUUUGAAAACUAUUUGUUUGUGUUAAGAGAUUAUGAUGGUGAGAUCCAGCCAAAUUUAAUGAACUUUGACUAUGAGAAGUUGUGGAUUCAAAUGCACAAUUUACCACUCGGUUAUAUGAAUAAAAGGAUGGGUGAGGAGAUUGGAAGCUCGAUUGGGAAGGUGACUGAGGUAGAUGUAGAUGAAGAGGGGUGGGCAUGGGGAAGAUGUUUGAGAGUUAGAAUAGAAUGUAACUUGAAAGCUCCAUUCGCUCGAGGUAGAACUGUCAAGGUAGCAAGAGGUUAG
Molecule: messenger RNA, 576 nt
Organism: Carya illinoinensis
Lineage: Eukaryota; Viridiplantae; Streptophyta; Magnoliopsida; Fagales; Juglandaceae
Exons: 1
Coding region: 1-576 (191 amino acids)
Source: RefSeq, a predicted model, not a curated record